Molecule: messenger RNA, 1734 nt
Organism: Thyridium curvatum
Lineage: Eukaryota; Fungi; Ascomycota; Sordariomycetes; Thyridiales; Thyridiaceae
Exons: 3
Coding region: 1-1734 (577 amino acids)
Molecular function (GO): oxidoreductase activity
Source: RefSeq, a predicted model, not a curated record
AUGGAAAAGACCAACACGGACAAGAUCCACGUGGGUAUCGUGGGCGCUGGUAUCUCGGGCCUGCGGUGCGCCGACAUCCUCUUAGCCCACGGCUUUCAAGUGACCAUUCUCGAGGCGCGAGACCGGAUAGGAGGGCGUAUAUGCCAGUCUGAAGAGCUGGGUUACACCGUGGAUAUUGGUGACCACCAAAGCGGCCCAAACUGGAUCCAUACCUGGGACAGCGGCGAGGUGCACCCCAUCUACCACCUCGCGCAGCAGACCGGCACGCCCCUGCACCGCUGGAACAGCAAGCAACUGCUCUUUGACUCCGAAGGCCGCCGCCUGCCGGACGAGUUGACCGACCGCCUGUCGACGCUGCUGUGGGAGGUCAUCGAAGAGGCAUUCGAGUACAGCGCCAAGGCGGCUGGCCGAGUUGGUGGCGGUGAUGGAGCCACGGAGGGGCGGGGGGACGGCAAGCCACCGAAAAGAUGGCCGUCGACGAUCCCGGCGGACCAGUCCCUCUACGACUUUGUCAAGAAGCGCGCGGCCGAGCUGCUGCCCGACGAAGGAGAGAGGCGCCUGCUGGUGCAGAUGAGCGAGAUGUGGGGGGCGUACGUCGGCGAGCCGGUCUGGACGCAGAGCCUGCGGUUCGCGUGGAUGGAGGAGUGCUGUGGCGGCGGUGAGUCUUUUACCUUCGGUGUGUACUUAGACGUGAGAAUGCUGACAUCCAUCAAAGAGGAGAUGUUUGUCGAGUCCAACUACUCGGCCAUCCUGCAGCGCAUCGCCGCGCCCGCGCUCGCUGGCGCCACGAUCAAGCUCAACACCAUGGUCACGGGCAUCACCACUUCGACUCGAGCUUCUCAGGAGAACUCCGGCGCGGCCCGCGAGCAGCGCGCCGUCUCCGUCUCCACGGCCGACGGCACGUCGACCGUCUUUGACGAGCUCGUCGUCACCGCGCCGCUGGGCUGGCUCAAGCGCAACCACGAGCGCGUCUUCUCUCCGCCCCUGCCGCCCCGCCUGUCCUCGGCCAUCGCCAACCUAGGCCUCUCCAUCCUCGAGAAGGUCUUCAUCACCUUCCCCUCGGCCUUCUGGGUCUCCGCUGCUGCUUCUGCUUCCGCCGCAGCCGGCCAGGGCCAAGACGAUGAUGAUGACGACCCUUUCCCCUCGUACACGAACUGGCUAUCCCCGGCGUACGCGGACGACACCAACCCGCACCUCUGGCCCCAGGAGAUCUGGAACCUCGCGGCCUUCGCCGCGCCGAACCGCCACCCGACGAUGCUCUUCUACCUCUACGGCGACUGCUCCCGGCACGUGGCGGGCAUCGUCGCCGACACGACGCCCGCCGCCGCGGGCCCCCAGCGGCGGAGGUACGAGCUGCUCGACGCCUUCUUCCGGCCCUACUACUCGCGGCUCCCCGGGUUCGACCCGUCGUCCGCCGACUGCGCGCCCUCGGCGAUCCUGGCGACGGCGUGGCAGCGCGACGAGCUCAGCGGCGGCGCGAGCUACUGCAACUUCCCGGCCGGGAUCGAGGCCGCCGACGAGGACGUGCUGGCGAUCCGGGAGGGGUGCGGCGAGGGCCGGGCGCUCUGGUUCUGCGGGGAGCACGCGGCGCCGUUUGAGGAGUGCGGGACGGUGGCCGGGGCGUACCUCAGCGGCGAGGCGGUCGGGAGGCGGAUCGUUGGCGUGCGUGGGCUGGAGAAGAUGGAAGGAGGGGAGGAGGAGGAGGAGGAGGGACGGGCUGGCGUGAUGGCUUAG